GGGCGGCCAUAUUGCGCUCUUUGCGCUGGGGCAGCGGCGGAGCAGGAGGGGCUCUGCGUGCUCUACCAGCUGUCCAGGACGGAGCUGCAGGAGAGGCCGCAAAGGAUGCUGAGCUGCGAUCUGGCAAAUUGAAAUAUGACUGAUCAAGAUGAGCCUCAGGCUUCUGGCUCUGAUUACCAUGGUGCCCAAGGUCUGAUACAUGGUCAUCAGGAGCCAUCCAAGGAGUAUACAUGGCAGACAAAUACAAGAAAGGAGUGUUCACAGUCAAGGCAGAAGAAUGCUGCUCCUGGGGAGUUUUCGAAUCAUCUUAACAGUAUAUGUGAAUCAUCAGCUGCUUCAGCUGAGGUUUUACUUAUCAGCAGUGAUUCAGAAAUUGAUGUCUGUGUUGCUCGUGGCAGUGAGUGCCGUCCUGAGUGCUCCAUUGCACCUUCAAAGCAAAAAAGGAGGUGUCAGUCUUCAAGGCAACAAGCUGAAUCUGUUGCAGAAGUGCCUGACAAUGAAAGCUUGUCAGAUUCUUCUCUGUCUCCCCAAAGUCCAAUGAAAUCAUCGGAAGUUUCCAAGCAGCAGAAGUCAAAACUCAAUUUGAAAGCCAUUUUUGCCUAUCACUUCAGGGGAAAGAAGUUUAAAGCCGCCGCACACCGAAAAUACAAAGCUGGCUCAGGGAAGAAAAGGAAGAAAAAGAAAAAAUGUGAGGGCACAAGGAUGCCCACAGGGAGGCCACCACUGACAGCCUCACCUCAGGAGCAAAAGAGGAGGCUGCUGGACAGAGGUUUUCAGUUCCCUUUUGUCGAAAAACAUUAUGGGGAGAAACAUAUUCCCUUAAAGAUGGUUCUUGGCUAUGAGCAAGCAGCUGCAAAGGGAUAUUUCAAGUACAUUGAAGUGCUUAAAUAUGAAGAACAUCUUAAAAAAGCUUUAAAAGCCCUUCAGGCUGGUGAAGACUUAGAAAAAGAAUGUGUGGUGUUACGGAAGCACAAAUACCUAGAUGAUGAAGGCCCCAUUUCUCCUAUUCAGGAGACGAAUGAUGAUGAGGACAGCUUGAAUUCUGAUAAUAAAGAACAAUAUGAUGCCAGAGUAGUGGAGAACAGCUCAUUCAUUAUAAGCAGCACAAUUCCCAGUAAGAAAAAAUCAAAACCAGAAACAAAACAUGCAAAAUCAACUGAAGUGAUUGAAAUAGAGGAUGACGAAGACAGUGCUGAGGAGAACUCCUUGCCUGUGCAAGGUUCACCUCUGUGAACAGCAGAUGGGACAAAUGAGGUGUCAGUGGUCGUUUUUCAUGGCCUGCUUCCUUUAAAGCAUUGGUCUGAAGUCAAUGUUGAGCUAUCCACCAGGCUACCCAGUCACAUCUGGUGUAAUUUUAUAUUGCUUUUGGAGGAUGAAAUACCAGUCAGUUUUCUUGCUGCACGAGAUGAGAACACCAAUGCUGCAGCAGUGGGCAGAUUUAAUUUUUUGGGGAGCAUUUGAUUUAUUAUGGCUGUUUGCUGGCCCGCUGAUUCACAAAUCUGUCAGUUCAGUGAAUUUCUGUUCAACAUGGGAGUGAAAGAGGGACAUUCCUGUGAUGUCUGGAAUGAAGUGGAAGGCCUCUACUUAAGCGACGUCCACGUGGUAGUCCAGUCUGAACUACCAUCUUGGAGGCAUGUAUUUAGAGAAAAUAACAGAAGAAAUGCAGGAUGCCAUUUCACAGCAAUCUGAAGCUUUCUCUAGGGUUAGUAUGACAUUUGAAGUUUUGCAUGUACCUUAAUGACUGAAGAACUCUGGUGGCUGGAAGUCCUAUCAAACCUAGUUUACUGUUUUGUUAGGGUUUCAGGAACUGGUUUCAACACUGCAUUACUGUAGCAUUCACUCUCUUAGGGGAACAAUUUAUUGUAACUUUGAUUUGCCUAAAAAGCAUUCAUACAAAUUUCUCAUUCAGAAAGGAGGUGAUCAGGUUAACUGCUUAAACUGAUAGUUUUGCUUGGACAAGUGAGUUGCACUUCACAGUAGAUUUAUAAGGAGGAUUCUCUACAUAUUUGUAGUUAACUGCCUUUGAUGUUUGCUUUUCAGGUAACUCUCAGUGUUAAAACUUGCUAAUAUGAAGGAGUUACUUCAUCUUCUCCAGGUGCCAGCUGUUGAAAUCAUUUACUCUCCUUCUUCCCCAAAAUAUCUUGAAACGACUUAAAAAAGACACUUAGCAGGAUAUAUACCAGAUACAUUUCCAAUCUGCUUGAUUUGUAUCUGUCAUGUUAAUAUAUAGUACAAGGAAUGCUGAGGUCUAUCCCGAUAGGAUCUUCUCUGUAGGUUCGUGUCGUUGGAAAUGCCUCACAGAAUAAACUUGUGGUUUCGCUUUACCCAUUGAACUACCUGUUAGCUCUGUGGGAUAAAACUGCAAGACAUCUUCAUGUAGCAUCCUAGGAACUGUAAUAAUGCACCGUGUUCUCCUUUAGGUGUCCUGUGACAUGCUUUGAUAGAAAUGAAAAAAAUUAUUCAAGUGGAAAAGCUUGGUGCUUUAGGAUACUGAACGAAGUGAACCUCCCUGUAUUAAAAAGAUGAGCUGUGGAAGAUAAAAGCAACCUGUUUUACAGUGUCUGCUACCAAGUUGCUGCAUGUCAGAGGGAUGAGAAACUCCACCUGAGUGCUACCAAAGUGAGUGUGAAGGCUCUGGUGAUACUGCUGAAAGUCUGCUGCAGUGAGCUACACAGCUGUUCCAAAUGGAGAAAGAUCUUACCUAAAGUGUUAAUUGCAGUUAUUUGGCAUGAAAAGUAGUGCAUAUUGUGACUUGCCUCUUGCCCUCCUGUGAGAUAUGAAGGUGCCUUUGUGUGAUGUUAGAAAAGACCCAGCUGAGUAUAUUGUGUUGUAAUUUGACUGAAAAUAACUUGAUCAGGUGUUUUCCUUAACUUCCCUGUCACUGAAUUCUCACUGUACUGAAGCCCUGGAUAGGUAUUUUUUCUGUACAGAAUGUCACAGCAUUUAAAUAAAACUGUCUCUGAGCUGCA
Messenger RNA from Chiroxiphia lanceolata (lance-tailed manakin), 2969 nucleotides. It is a transcript of the gene TAF1D, whose product is annotated as TATA-box binding protein associated factor, RNA polymerase I subunit D. NCBI's taxonomy places the organism in Eukaryota, Metazoa, Chordata, Aves, Passeriformes, Pipridae. The record is from RefSeq and is a predicted model, not a curated record. Gene Ontology annotation, biological process: regulation of DNA-templated transcription. The coding region runs from base 136 to 1233 and encodes 365 amino acids. Gene Ontology annotation, cellular component: nucleus; nucleoplasm; RNA polymerase transcription factor SL1 complex. The transcript has 15 exons.